Molecule: messenger RNA, 7091 nt
Organism: Antechinus flavipes (yellow-footed antechinus)
Lineage: Eukaryota; Metazoa; Chordata; Mammalia; Dasyuromorphia; Dasyuridae
Gene: NEXMIF
Product: neurite extension and migration factor
Exons: 3
Coding region: 2193-6638 (1481 amino acids)
Biological process (GO): negative regulation of cell-matrix adhesion; negative regulation of cell-cell adhesion mediated by cadherin; negative regulation of cell adhesion mediated by integrin
Cellular component (GO): nucleus
Source: RefSeq, a predicted model, not a curated record
CUUCCCCAAAGACUUCCUCCAUCUCUAAAGCAAAGGGAGAAUCCUUGGAAAUAGGAUGCCCUUCAAAAAGAACGGCAUUCUUACUGAAUUAGAUUUGUAAUCAGAGGACCUGGGUUCAGAUCUCAGCUCUGUUAUUUAACCAAUCAUGGUCCCUCUGGGGGCCUAGUUCCUCAUCUAGGAAAUGCUUUUCAUCACACACCCCUCGGAACUAUGUGGGACUCCUUCUCCAAAUUCUAUUGUUAAGUGCAUAAAAUCAAAUGCUUCCAUUACAAAGGAAGCGCAUUCUAUUGAAAUGCAGUUAUCAGAAUUAAAAAAAAAAAUCAAAACAACUUCAGCACCCCCCAGGUGAAGACCUCCUGGGCUAGAUGAUCUCUAAAGUCCCUUUCAACUCUGACAUUCUAUGAACCAGUGCGUCUUAGAACUAGGAAACCAGGAUUUGAAUGUCGUCUCUAACACUAGCUUUGUGACCCUGGGCAAGUCACAUUGUCUCUCCGAGCCUCAGUUUCCUCAUCUGUAAAAUGUGGACAAAUAAUCCUCAUACUAUCCUCCUGACUGAAUAGUUGGGAAAGCAACAUGCUUUUUGCCAAUACGGGUGAUAUUAUUCUCAAGGUUGGCAUUCUAUUACAAGAGACCACACCGUGAAAACAUUAGAAUCACGAAUUCAAAGCUGGAGGGAAAAUCCCUCUCAUUUUUACAAAUGACGAGACUGAGGCUCAGUGAUCCGCUUAAGGCCACACGGGUAACAUGGCAGAAGCAGGACCGGCCCACAGUCUUUGACUCUGUGCCCAGACCUCUCACCACUCGAUUCUCCUGUCUCUUCAAAAGUUUGAGACUUGGGAGAUUUGUCAAAUCCCCAUGUACUAGAAUUCAAGCCCCCUCCACCCCCCAGCAGCUUAGAAAAGGUGGUUUUCAGAAAACAAGGUGGAAAGCUCACUCUGCACGCCGAGUGAACCUCAGGAGCGUCUGGUGGUCAGAGGGGGUAAAGACUGAAAAUGCAAAUCCUUUCAACGACAAUUUAUGGUUGUUGAAUGAUGGGUCAUCAAAGAGAAAAACUUUCCUUCAAGUAGUCACACACACACCAAGAUCCGGACACACGUACUCGGUGCACUUCAAAUGCAAUUUGAUUCCUAGAAAAUCAGUCACAAAAGGUCAGAGCUGGAAGGACCUCUACUGUCAGAGGUAGAAUAUCUGACAUUAGCAUGGGAAGGGCUCCUCUGUGGCCCCCCACCGAGCUGGAUGACCACUUGCUGGGGGUGUCUGGUGGGGAUUCCUGUUCAGGAUAAGGUCCUGUCGAUCUCUGAGAUUCUGGGAUUCUCCAUGAUCUGCAAAGAGAACCCCACACCAGGAGGCGGGCUGGACGGGACUUGCUCAAAGUCACACAGCCACUCAGGUGCAGAGCUGGACCUUCACCCGAUUUCUGACUUCUAACCCAAUGUUCUUUCUACAACACACUACUCAUACGUGACUUGGUGCCACCUGAGUGAUCUUGGACAAGUCAGGUCCCCUUCGAGGAGCCUCCGUCCUCUCUCCCCCCAUUAAAUAAGGGGAACACACUAGGUGAGCCAAGCCUUAGAGCUCUAAAAUGCUGUGAUCCUGUUGUAGGCGCAAAGCAAGGUUCACCGGGAUCCUGAAAUGUGCUUCUACUGGGGACUGUCUGUUGGCUCUCCUUUUCUCCUGCUCACCCUGAUGUGCUGGGCCUGACUUGGGGUCUCCCUCCUCCCCUUCCUCAUCUUCCUCCUCUUCCCCUUCUUCCUCAACUUUCUCUUCCUCUUCCUCCUCGUCCUCGUCCUCCUCCUCCUCCUCCCUCUAGUCCUUUCUCCCUCCUCCUCCCUCCUCCUCCUCCUCUUCCUCUUCCUCCUCCUCCUCCCUCUCUUACCUCACCCUUGGCAACAUUCCCUCCUGCUGUUGCCCAGGAACCUCCCUGGCACGUGCCCAGGGCCCCUCGGCCGCUGCCCCUCGGGGCUGAGGGGCCGGAUCUCUGCCUCUGCUGCCCCCACAGGCAGGUCGGGGUUUUUCCUUUCUUUUCUUUUCUUAUCUUCUUUCAACUAGAUUAACCAGAAGUAAGUUUCAGGCUCUCUGGGGCUGAGGAAGCAGCGCGGAACCGGCCACGACCUCAGGUUUCUGCCGCUCGGCCUGGCCCAGGUUGGACAGAAGCAGCAGGGUAUGGAUUGAAACAAUAAAAGGUUAAAUUGAUGGAUGACCAACAAGAGAAGGAAUCUGCCUCAGAGGACGGAGGAACCAGGCUGAUUAAUGGGAUGAAAGAAAAUGCCCACCCCCAAGGCUCCAAUGACCAGGAUCUGAUGGUGAAGCUGGCGGCAACGACAUUGCAGACCCUGAGCCUGACACCCAAAGAGACUUUGGUGUCUACCCGGGGCCUUCUGCCUCUGACUUCUAAGAAACCCUGCCUACCAAGUCCCCCAUCUCCCCUGAGGCUGACCGAUGCACCUGAACACUCUUCUAAUGACUCUUCCGUGCAUGCCAUUGCCCUCACAUCUGGUAUAACCAAGGGCCUGAACACAUGGUCGUUGCCAGGGGACUGUGAGAAAGCUCCACUCACCAUCAUGGAACCCGGAGGCAUGUCGGCCUUUACUGGCGACUGUCUCAUGCAGCCAAGUCGGACUUGCCUGGGCUGCUUCAUUGAGUCUAAGGAUGGGAUUGACGCAGAACCGGGUAUCAGCUUGAAACCAGGUGAUAUAAAUAGGGAUUAUGAUACCUGUUCCGUCUCUGAUAUAGGGAUCCAUUGUAUGAACACGGGAGAAACCAUGAGAUUUGGAGAUGAGCUGCUUUCUGACCAACUCCUAGGCUUCCCUCUCCAUAAAUCCAGAGCAGGAGACAAAAGAGACACAGAGAAAUCUGACAGCGACUCAGAGGACCCCACUCAGAAAAAUUAUUACGAGGGAUUGCUAUUGGAUAAAUGCAACGGUGAGGAAACUCUGCUUUCAAAUACUAACCAGGAAUGGGGCUACUUUGAAUCUUUCAUCAGUGAGAGCAAGAUCGAGCUCCUUGACCUCUGCUCAAAAAAUGAGCUGUCCGUCAACCUAUUUUCAGAGGAGGAUGUAGACAACUAUAUGUUUGACGAUGACGACUCUACUCUGGGCAGUGACGUCUGCUCCCUGAAGAUCCGAUAUGAAUCCUUCCAGGACAACGUGCGAGACAAGACCAAUGUCCUGCAGGACGAUGCCCAGUUCAACUUCUUCCCCAGUGUUUUCACCAGCUGCUCCAAGAGGGAGACAAAGAGUGGAGGCCUGAAGCGGAGUGGAGACUCCUCCCAGUUCAAAGUCCCCACGGAGAGCAUCAUCUGGGGGGAAGAGGAUGAGGAGGAAGAGGACAAGAAAAUCAGAGAUCAGGAAGCUGAAGUCCAGGAGAACAAGGGAGUAGAGGAAGAAGAAAAGGAGUUUGGAGGGUUGUCUGCCUUAAGCAAACCGUGCAAGGGGACUGAUGUGGUCAAGUAUGUCAAUUCCAAGCGCAACCCCUUCCUUGACUCUGCCAACUCUGCAGAGGAUUCUGGGGAGUUCAGCGAUGACAGCUCCUGCACUGAGUCUUCGUACGAUGCCUUGAAGGAGAAUAAGGAUUGUAGCCGCUAUCUUACCCGUGAUCCUCAUUCUGGCUCCUCUUCUGCCUCCACCACCAUCCAGCAGAACUAUGGACUGAGGGCUAAAAGGAAAGUCCGGUACAGUGAAGACUACCUAUAUGAUGUUGAUUCCAUAGAAAGUGAGAGGAUGUGCGAGAAGAAGGAGUGGCAGCCAGAUGGGCAGAAGGAAGAGGAUGAUGACGAAUGGUGCCCCAAGAAGAGACGGAAAGUGCCUCGCAAGGAACCUCCAGUCAUUAUCAAAUAUAUUAUCAUCAAUCGAUUCAAGGGGGAGAAGCACAUGCUGGUGAAGCUGAGUAAGGUGGACGCCAGUGAGAUGACAGUAACAUUGAAUGAGGACCUGCUGCACAAGUAUGCCAGGCUGGCCCCACUGAAGGGUUUUUGGCAAGAGAAGCAGCAGAAUCGCCUUGAUUCCCUUAGAUCCACCCUUUACCACAAGCAAAGCUUCCACCUGAAUGGCCUCGAGGCCCCAUUCCCACCUCCUCCUCGGAAAAGAAAGUGCAAACUGGCCAACCGGCACAGGAUCCAGAGAAUCCAAGCCAUCGAACAUUCGACAAACAAACAGGGCUCCUUCUCCUGUGAUCAGAAGCAAGCUGCUGGCAGUAAAGAAGAUGCAGGCUCAAAAGGUGCACCUCACACAGGGGCUAGAGCUACCUCCAGCUGUGCCAGUGAAGUGCAUUUAAAUGACAUGGCUGGUCCUGACUCAGCGAAGAACCGAUCACAAGACCGAGAGUUCCGCAAAGGGCCAGAGAGGAAAGUGCUCCACCGAAUCAAAUUUAAAAGUGAAGCCAGGUUAAAAUGCAAGAAGAACAAAGCUGGGCAGGAAAGUAGUAAGGCGGCCCCUCAUCCAGCUCCGGACAGCCAAGAGGCAGGCUCCUGUCUCAAGAAUGAGAAUAUUCGUAGAGCCCCGGACAGCUCCCAUCGAUCCGAUUGUCGGGAAGAUAAUGCUACUAAAAAUUCUCUCUUCUUACCAGCCACCUGCUCGCCUGACACGCCUCUACCAUCUGCUAAUAUCGCCACCAAUGUACCCGUUAUCCCUGGAGGGUAUCUACAGACAUUGUUAGAUGCAUCGGAUUUAUCAAACGCUACCACCAUCUCCUACUUCGCCCACCAUCCCCCAGGCCAGCAUUCUGCUGUCCUUCCUCAGCCAGAAAAAGCAUUCACAUCUCUCCAAACUGGCCAGAGCUGUGUGCUCUCCCCACCUUCAGAGUCUGAGCUGCAGCACUCACCCCAUCCCCUCAAAAUGGAUGCAAGUUCCUUUGGAAGUAUGUGGCCCAACAAGGCUAUGACUGGCCCUCAGGAUUUUAUGGCUGAUGCCCCAGGAGAGGCAACUGGGGCCCUCUCAGGCAAGUUUGGUGGCUCUGAAAUAAUUCCAACAGGGGAUAACCUCUCAGCUGCUAUCUAUGGCCCAAUGGGGGGCAGCAAGCACCCAUACCCCUCUAAAUAUAUGCAGGACAACCAGCUGCCACCCGAUGAUGUCUAUCAGCAGUGCCAUUUCAAUAAUGCAGAGGCCUGCUUUCCUUUCCAUCGGGGCACGCUCAACACAGACAAUGGCCGGCUCAUUAGCUUUGAUUCCGUGGGCUCGCUGUCAGUCAGCUCCAGCAAUUACAGCUCCUUGAGCUUGAAGUCUUGUGAAAAGGAGGGUGACGAGGAUAUCAGUGAUGACUUCUUAGCUCACUGCAGUCCCAAGCUGGUGAUCCAGCAGAGCAUUGAUGAGAUCACCCCUUUAAAGGAGUCCACUGACCUCCUGGACAUCUCUAAUUUCACACCAGACAAAUUCCGCCACUCAUCUCUCUCAGAGAUGUCUCCACCAGACACCCCUAGUCUUUCGCCACAAAUCACAGGCUCAGAGAAUGGCAAGGCACUAGGGGUACUUAAGGUGUUCCCAGAGGGCACCCCAGGCCCUUUGAGCAGCGGAGAGAAGGUCAAGUGGGACUGUGGCAGCCUUCCACACCAAGAUGAGACAGGUGAUGGAUUUAAUUUAUGUAACCAUCAGUUUCAGUUCCAUAUGUUCAAUGAUGAGGACUCUGUCGGCCUACUCCAAAAAAACCCUUGCCUGUCAACAUUUAAUGAGCCAUCUGGUCAAAUUAGCACCAGUAGCAAAGUGUCAAAAUCAAAAAAGAAAAGUUCACCCAGCAAGAGUGGGGUUAUAAACCAAAGCUCUUCCCCAAAAGGCACCAGGAAAAAGACUUCUAAAGCCAACAAUAAAGGAAUUGAAAAGUCACCCAGCAAAGCCUCCCGCCAGAUGCCCAAGUCAACAAGAAAAGGAAAAUAUGCAGCAGCUGUGGCUAAUGGUGAGAAAACUCAAAUCGGUCUCAUCCGAGGAGGUGGUCAGCUCAACAAUGCCGCCACGGGAAAGUUCUUGGCAGGAUGUGUACACCAUGGUAGCCCCACAACCCCUGUGAAGAUGACAGGCCACAAGGACUUCUCUGGGGAGUGGUCAAUGGGGAAGGACAGUGGCACAGGCUGGACUGAUGUAGGCAUGGGCAAUACCAACAGCCUCCUGGAUGACGACCAGAGAGAAUUUGAAGAACCUUCUAACAUUUUGUCCAACAUUGCUUCUGGCAUGGCUGAUGUGCAGAGAUUCAUGAUGGCCUCCAUGGAGCCCCUUUGGAGCCCAGUGGGCCAUCAUGGGGUUCCAAAUAUAUACCGCUCUCCUGAGUCCAACAGCCUAAAAUUAAAAACCCUAAAAAUCUUGGCUGGUACCCCACAGGAGUCUAAGAAAAAGGCCAACAGUGGCUCCCCAGGAGCCAGUAAGAAUCACAGAUCACCCAAGAGUUCUAGCAGAAGCAGCGGGAAAGUAGUCAUAGGUGAUCCUAGCCGGGCAAACACAGCAGGGUACAACUCAGACAUUCACUCUCCCUUCUUGGAUAAAAACUAUAGUAACUUGAGCACUUUAGGAAAUAACGGACCUACACACAAAAAGUUAUACCGUCACAAAUCCAGCUCAAAAACCCUGAGGGAUGAGAAUUGUAAGGGAAAACGUCAGGAGCGGGAAGCAGCCCUCAAGGAUUCAGCUGGGACAUCUACUUUCGAAAAACUGAGGUAAUAGUAUACCAAAAUGGCUCAGAUAUACCCUUAUCUUUCCUACUACCUGCUAAGCCUGCAGUCCUACAUUUUCUCCUUCCUCAAAAACAAGUUUGCAUGAAAGAGACCAUCCCCUUUCCCCCUCCCACCUUUUGCAAAAUUAAAAAGGAAAUGAAAGGGGAAAAGGGCACCAGAAGUACUCAUACUUGCAAGCUACCUAGAAAGAAUGAAAAAAAAAAAAACCAAAAAAAAAAAAAAAAAAAAAAAAACCAAACCCAAAAACAAACAAAAAAAGAUUUUUUUUUCUGACUCAGCUGGUGUUAAACACUAACAAAGCUCCUUUUUUCCCCCCUCCAGUUUUUAUUCUUUAUUUCUUGAGGGAAAAAACGCCCAAUUAUCAGAUGUGCUCUUCUUAAUGAUUUAGAAAAGGGAAAGACUUCAGGGGGAACCACCUUUUGUAAAAAAAAAAAUAGAA